AUGUCUGAUCCUAUUAAUGCCAACCCCACGGUGCUAGAUGUGUCUGAGUUACCUAAAAGACAAGACACGUCUACUAAGAACAGUGCCAGUCCUCAUGAUAAGUUGGUAGAGACGAUACUUGGACUUUCACUAGAUUCCGAUUCAGAAGCAGAUGAAGCCAGUAAAGAUGAUGAUAUUGAUAAUGAUGGAGAGCUUGGUAAUAAAUUAGAAUAUAAAUACGAUGACGAUGAUGAUGAGGACGAAGAUAUUGAUUCUCAGGAGAUCUUUGAUUUGAUAGCCACUAUUAAUGACCCUGAACAUCCAUUAACAUUAGCUCAAUUGGCAGUAGUGAAUUUAUCAGAUAUCACUGUUACUCAAGGAGCAGACAAGACCAAAGAUUUAAGUGAGGUCUUGAUUAAGAUCACUCCCACUAUCACACACUGUUCGCUUGCAACAUUAAUUGGGUUAGGAAUCAGAGUACGGCUUGAGAGGUGUUUACCUCCGAGAUUCAGAAUAAGAAUUCUCAUUAAGGAAGGAACCCACCAAUCAGAGAACCAAGUGAAUAAGCAGUUGAAUGAUAAGGAAAGAGUAGCUGCGGCGUGCGAGAAUGAACAGUUAUUAAGUGUUAUACUGCAAAUGUUAGCCAACUGUUAG
Molecule: messenger RNA, 633 nt
Organism: Lizanozyma spartinae
Lineage: Eukaryota; Fungi; Ascomycota; Pichiomycetes; Serinales; Debaryomycetaceae
Product: iron-sulfur cluster assembly protein
Exons: 1
Coding region: 1-633 (210 amino acids)
Biological process (GO): iron-sulfur cluster assembly
Source: RefSeq, a predicted model, not a curated record